AUGAUGCUUGCUUUCACAUCACCCGGCGCAAAGUUGGAUAAUCAUUUUAACAAUGGUGGUGGACCACCAACACUUCGAAUUCAAGGUCAAUCGUGUCAUCGAAUUGGAAGUUUGUUACCACCGAAAGGUCAACCUUCUAAAUUUUCCCAACUUUAUAUUUAUGACACUAAAAACGAGGUCCAUAAUAGAAUACAAGGUCUAAGGGACACCAAAAACAUUAAUCCCUUGAUUGUACAUCAAUUGUCUGGAAUGCUUUAUGAACAUAACCCUCAUGCAAAAAAAUUUCAGAUGGCUAAACAAUGGUUAAGUGGCGGAAAUACUCAAAACGUGAAAUUGAGGUUAAUUUCUGAUAGAAUAACAGAUGGCCGAAUAUAUAAUCAACCAACUAUGUCAGAAGUUGCUACAUUAGUUGUUGGUGAUAUUGACACAAUUGAAAUGAGGGACAUAAUCAUGCAAACAAAAGGAGGGCAACUAUAA
Messenger RNA from Lathyrus sativus (Indian pea), 477 nucleotides. Lineage: Eukaryota; Viridiplantae; Streptophyta; Magnoliopsida; Fabales; Fabaceae. The record is from the annotation of a GenBank genome assembly.